AUGACCCUGGAAGAGAUCGUGGCGUGCGACAACGCGGCGCAGAAGAUGCAGACGGUGAGCGCUGCGGUAGAGGAGCUUUUGGUGGCUGCGCAGCGCCUGGACCGCCUCACCGUGGGGGUGUACGAGUCGGCUAAGCUGAUGAAUGUGGACCCCGACAGCGUGGUGUUGUGUCUCCUGGCCAUCGACGAGGAGGAGGAGGACGACAUUGCCCUGCAGAUUCACUUCACCCUCAUCCAGUCUUUCUGUUGUGACAACGACAUCGAUAUCGUGCGGGUGUCGGGCAUGCAGCGCUUGGCCCAGCUGUUGGACGAGCCGGCCGAGACUCAGGACCCUGAGGAACCCCGGGACCUUCACUGCCUCCUGGUCACGAACCCUCAUACGGAUGCCUGGAAGAGCCAGGGGCUCGUGGAAGUAGCCAGUUACUGUCAAGAGAGCAGAGGAAACAACCAAUGGGUCCCCUACAUCUCCCUCCAGGAGCGCUGA
Chrysochloris asiatica (Cape golden mole) is the source of this 483-nucleotide messenger RNA. RefSeq names its product growth arrest and DNA-damage-inducible, beta (gene GADD45B). The transcript has 4 exons. Gene Ontology annotation, biological process: regulation of cell cycle. NCBI's taxonomy places the organism in Eukaryota, Metazoa, Chordata, Mammalia, Afrosoricida, Chrysochloridae. Gene Ontology annotation, cellular component: nucleus; cytoplasm. The record is from RefSeq and is a predicted model, not a curated record. Bases 1 to 483 code for a protein of 160 amino acids.